AUGAAUGGAACGAAAGACCUUCGCAUCCAGGAAACCCCUUGGGGUGAAACCAUCCUAUCUGGCCAAUGUCGGUAUAAUAACAAUGAAUGGGACUACACUUAUAGCGAAAUGAGCCUCGAUGGUUGCCUUGGAGAUGAGCACGGCAAUUUUAUCUGGGGCGGGCAUGACUUUACCAGACGAGCUCGUCCGGGCAGCAUAAGGUUUGCUUAUGAACAGCAAACAAGAGAGCCUAUACUACGCGCCGAGCUUGAAGGAGAUUUCCGCGGUGAUUUUUCUGGGAGAGACGUAAAUCUAAAGGAACGGAUCGCAAAUAGGGGCGGCCAUCUCCAGUUGUAA
Messenger RNA from Penicillium arizonense, 336 nucleotides. Its product is annotated as CVNH domain-containing protein. The transcript has 2 exons. NCBI's taxonomy places the organism in Eukaryota, Fungi, Ascomycota, Eurotiomycetes, Eurotiales, Aspergillaceae. Bases 1 to 336 code for a protein of 111 amino acids. The record is from RefSeq and is a predicted model, not a curated record.